UCCACAAGAACUUCACUUUCUUCGAUUUUCAUCUAUAGCUUACAAAAUUUUUGUACUUCUCUUCACUUUAAUUUUCUUGCUUAAAAUUGUAUAGUCACCUUUUUCUUGGAUCAGAUCUUAGGUUUAUCAAAUCUUUGUAAUUACUUCUUCUUCUAUGGAUGAAAUUGAAAUUCCAUCCUACUUUCUCUGCCCCAUCAGUCUAGAGAUUAUGAAGGAUCCUGUUACGCUCUCUACCGGUAUAACAUAUGAUCGGGAGAGCAUCGAAAAAUGGCUGUUUUCUCAGAAUAAUAAUACUUGCCCGGUAACAAAGCAAGUGGUUAUGGAUUCAGAAUUGAUCCCAAACAUUAUUCUCCGGCGGUUUAUCCAAUCUGAAGCCUUGAGCAUUCUCUAUAAUCUCCAUCUAUCGGGAUCCGGGCUAAAAUCCCUCUUGCAGAAUAAUAUCGAGUUAAUCCAGUCCUUAACGAGCGUCAUGCAAUCCGGGAGCUAUGAUUCUCGUGUCUAUGCUGUCAUGUUUCUGAAAUCCAUGUUCGAAGUGGCUGAUCCAAAUCAACCGAUCAGUCUCAGACCCGAAUUCUUCCACGAAUUAGUAGAUAUCUUGAACGAUCAAAUCUCUCGGAAGGUCUCCAAAGCCACACUGAAAGUUCUUAUCAAGGUAUGUCCAUGGGAAAAAAACAGGAUUAAAGCAGUGGAAGCUGGAGCAGUGCCCUUGUUGAUUGACCUUUUACUCGAUUCUUCUGACAAAAGGGCUUCCGAAUUGAUGCUUAUGGCGCUGAAUUUGCUAUGCAAAUGCGCUGAGGGAAGGGCGGAACUGUUGAAUCACAGUGCAGGAUUAGCCAUUGUUUCGAAGAAGAUUCUUAGGGUUUCAUCUACAGCAAAUGAGAGCGGAAUAAGAAUUCUACAUUCGAUAUCGAAGUUCUCGGCAACUCCUGGAGUUUUACAAGAAAUGUUGCAGAUUGGAGCAGUGGCAAAAUUGUGCCUGGUACUGGAAGUUCUGGAAGUUUUUGAUCGAGGAUCAAAGACAAAGGAGAGAGCCAGAGAAAUUCUUAAAUUGCAUGCAAGAGCAUGGAGGAAUUCCUCGUGCAUACCCGCGCCCUUGUUAGCUUCAUAUCCAUCUUGAGGUGGAAUUAUAAUUAGGCAUAAAAAUAAUUAAUUUAGUUGCAUAAAUAAAUUUAUGUUCAUAUAGUUUAAAUUUUGAUAUGUUGAGGAACAUAUAUAUGGCAGAAAAUACUCAAUUUUAUUGAAUCAACUUGAACUCUUUGGAAAGUAGAAUUUUAGCUGGAAAGGUUCAGCUUCUUUUUCAUCAA
Messenger RNA from Olea europaea var. sylvestris, 1304 nucleotides. RefSeq names its product E3 ubiquitin-protein ligase PUB23-like. Lineage: Eukaryota; Viridiplantae; Streptophyta; Magnoliopsida; Lamiales; Oleaceae. Gene Ontology annotation, molecular function: ubiquitin protein ligase activity. The coding region runs from base 155 to 1117 and encodes 320 amino acids. The record is from RefSeq and is a predicted model, not a curated record. Gene Ontology annotation, biological process: protein ubiquitination. The transcript has a single exon.